AGUAUAACUCGAACUAGUACUCCGCUCAAGGCUGUUUCCUCACCCAAGAACCAAAUCAACAUGGAGGACCUAGCUGUUGAAGUAUGCGGCGAAAACGGAGCCCUUUAUAAGGGCUACGUUAUAGACGUUUUCGACGAUGAAGUACUCAUACAUUUUGAGGAUGAAUGGCAGCCAGACUCAAAGUUCCAUUUUUCACAAGUUAGAUUGCCUCCUAAGCCUGACCCUAAAGUUGAAUUCACAGAGAACAUGGAAGUGGAGGUGUAUUCGAGAUCGAAUAAUCAGGAAGCGCACGGUUGGUGGAAAUCAAGGAUUAAGAUGAUGAAAGGCGAUUUCUACGUUUUGGAGUAUGUAGGUUGGGAUACUACUUACACCGAAAUAGUUAGUAAUGACCGUCUUAGAUUGAAAAAUAAUAAUCCACCAAUCGAGAGGAGUACGUUUCAUAAAUUCGAAAUUGAAGUUCCUGAAGAUGUUCGUGAAUACGCUAAAAUAGAAAAUGCUCAUAAGGAAUUCCAGAAAGCUAUAGGUGCCGGCUACAUCAGCUACAAUGCCGACAAGGGCGUCCUCGUAGUUAUUUCAAAAUGCGAAUCGAGUCGUAGGAGGGCCUCCCUGCUGCAAGACAUGCAUUUUAGAAGCCUCUCACAAAAAGUGCUCUUAUUGAAACGUACCGAAGAGGCAGCGCGGCAAUUGGAAAGCACUAAACUGGCAACUAUAGGAGGUUAUUCGGACGAAUUCAUCGUUAGGGAGGACCUGAUGGGUCUGGCGAUCGGGGCCCACGGUGCCAACAUCCAGCAGGCCAGGAAGGUGGACGGCAUCACGAACAUUGAGCUGGAGGAGAACUCUUGCACGUUUAAAAUUUAUGGUGAGACUGACGAGGCUGUGAAGAAGGCGAGAUCGAUGCUGGAGUACAGCGAAGAGUCCCUCCAGGUGCCCCGAGCCUUGGUGGGCAAAGUCAUCGGGAAGAACGGCAGGAUCAUACAGGAGAUCGUCGACAAGAGUGGGGUGGUGCGGGUAAAAAUUGAGGGCGAUAACGAGCCACAACCUACAAUACCGCGGGAGGAAGGUCAGGUACCUUUUGUCUUCGUCGGCACCGUAGAAAGUAUAUCGAAUGCUAAGGUUCUCUUACAGUAUCAUUUAGCUCAUCUCAAGGAGGUUGAACAGUUGAGGCAGGAGAAGCUUGAGAUAGACCAACAGCUGCGUAGCAUCCACGGCUCGAGCCUGGGCUCCAUGCAAAGCCUGUCGAUGGGCAGGAGAAAUGACCGCGGCUACAGCUCGGACAUGGACGGUGGCAACAGGACCGGCAGAGGCGGCUCUAUGAGGGGCCGUGGCGGAAGAGGCAGGGGAGGCCCCCGAGGCGACAGAUACAAUUCUGGUAGGUCCCGUCACCAAACUCCAGACACAGCAGAUGAGCGUGUUAGCGACUUACCACCACGGUACUACCCUAGAGGAGGCAGGGGGCGCCGGGACAACCGUAGGGAUGACAGACGCAGAACCACCGAUGAUGAAGAAACAGUGCUAGACAGUCAGGACGUCUCCAGUGCCGACAGAGAGUCGGUAUCGAGUGUAGAGGCGGCGUCGUGGUCUGGAGGCGGAUCCCAGCGCAGGCGUAGGCGUCGCGGGAGGCAGCGCAGUCGCACCCCCUCUCAACCGGUCAGUGAUCAAGUGAACAACCACAUGGGCACCGGUAAUCCGGAGUCGACUUCGCAAAUCGACAACAACGGCCACUCCGAUAACUCUACAAAGCCGCAGAGGGACGGCAAGAGCCGCCCCAACAGACCGCCUCCGUCCCGCAGGAACGACGCAAAGCCAAAAGAAGCAUUGGUGAACGGCACAACCACAUAAAGCCAACGCGCCUGGUGCCAAACAACUACCCAGUAAUCCUUGUGCGCUCGUACAUACAUAGGCAAGAACAAUUUUUAGUUUCCUUAUCGUUAAAAGUUGUGUUGCAUAUCUUUUCCCGGUGUAGUAAUGAAAAAAAAAAGUGGGCGGUCUGCUGCCCCAUCACGGAUGAGACCACAGAGACUGCUUGGUUCUGUGAACCGUUGCAUCUUUUGUUGUAAGACUGCUCAGUGUUUAAAAGUGGUGGCUGCCACAACGGGUGAAGCUUACUGCGAUAGACAAUUCAUUUAUAUAACCUCAAAGAAUUUGUGACUACUUUUCUAAUUUUCAUACAUUACAUGUUACUUAGCGCACAAAUCGCCAAAAUUUAGGAUGUCAUCUAUCAUUUAUAGCCCAUCGGUGGAAGGUUGUCUUUCAUCCUGUAUUUAUGUAUUUUAUUUAUUAUUUUUUAUUUUGUUUGUUUCUAGUUGGUAGACACCCAAUGUAACUAGUUUGUAUAUUAGUUACAGAUAGUUUUUUUUUCUAUAUAUUUUUUCAUUUUAGUUUUUAAGUGUAACAGUGUAAAUACAGCCUCCCCCUAAUAAUUCAAUUUUCAUUAUUCUUACAGUGUUUGAUUAGGUGCUCCCCUUAGUUUUGUUACACUGUUUGUUUAUCUGCUGUGUAUUGGUAUAACACCUUUUGCAUUGAAUAAAACAUUCAAUAAUUUUC
Anoplophora glabripennis (Asian longhorned beetle) is the source of this 2544-nucleotide messenger RNA. It is a transcript of the gene Fmr1, whose product is annotated as synaptic functional regulator FMR1. Gene Ontology annotation, molecular function: translation regulator activity; mRNA 3'-UTR binding; protein homodimerization activity. Gene Ontology annotation, cellular component: dendritic spine; postsynaptic density; axon. The record is from RefSeq and is a predicted model, not a curated record. Lineage: Eukaryota; Metazoa; Arthropoda; Insecta; Coleoptera; Cerambycidae. Gene Ontology annotation, biological process: regulation of dendrite morphogenesis; negative regulation of translation; regulation of translation at postsynapse, modulating synaptic transmission. The coding region runs from base 61 to 1839 and encodes 592 amino acids. The transcript has 11 exons.